AUGAAUACAUUUAACCACAUUGUCAAGAUUGCCCUUUUUACCCUCUUCAUCUACACUUCGGCCAACAACGGAAUUAACGAAAAUGGCUUUGGAAAAGCUGUAGGCACAAGGAACAUAAGAUGUCUUUCUGAAAUGAACAGAGAAUAUGGAAGACCAGAAUUCAGCGCGCAAGGUGAACAAAGCCAAUUUGUCAACGGGGAAAACGGAAAUGAACAAAAAGAUGGCAACAGAGAAGGCUACAAUUCUCAAAAUGGCCCAUUGAAUAAUAACUACCAAGGUCAAUUUGGCUCUGACCCACAAAUGCACGAAAGAGUCUACAGAAACACUGAUGUCCCAGAAUAUUACAACAACAACAACAACAUUAGAUACCUAUCCCCGGGAAAUAAUUUCAAUAAGGAGUUAUUUGAAAAAUUAAAGAACAACGCUGUAUUUAUCAUUCCAGCGUUACUACUAGGGUUCUAUAUUCUGAGGAACACGGGAACCCAUAGUUUAUUAAUGUUGGCUGCCAUUGCUGGUAUUUUAAUGUACACUCAGCACUAUGUCAGUUAA
Plasmodium cynomolgi strain B is the source of this 549-nucleotide messenger RNA. RefSeq lists its product as hypothetical. The record is from RefSeq and is a predicted model, not a curated record. Lineage: Eukaryota; Apicomplexa; Aconoidasida; Haemosporida; Plasmodiidae. The transcript has 2 exons. Bases 1 to 549 code for a protein of 182 amino acids.